Messenger RNA from Lycium ferocissimum, 791 nucleotides. RefSeq names its product large ribosomal subunit protein eL20z-like. NCBI's taxonomy places the organism in Eukaryota, Viridiplantae, Streptophyta, Magnoliopsida, Solanales, Solanaceae. The record is from RefSeq and is a predicted model, not a curated record. The transcript is spliced from 4 exons. The coding region runs from base 103 to 555 and encodes 150 amino acids.
ACAUAGAUAACAACACAUGUCAUAGACAAAAAGUCAUUUGCUUUUGCUUCUUCUCUAACAAAAGUUCAACUACUUUUCAGUUGAAAACUCCAAGUUUCAAUUAUGAGUGAAGAAGGGAAGGAUAGUCAUCAUCACCAUCAUGGUCACCAUGGCCAUCAUCACCAUGAGGUACACCAAUCACCACCACCACCAGCAACUGAAUAUGGUACUUUUGGACAACCUCCUUUGCCGGUAGCCGGUUUCCCGCAACCAGUUCCUCCACCAGGGGCACUUGAACCUGCUGAAUACUAUGCUCGUGGUUAUCAAGCUGUUCCAGGUUAUAUUGAUGAGAGUGGAGCUGUGAUAGAGCCUCCCCUUCCUUGCUGCGGUAUUGGUCUUGGCUGGUUCAUGUUCAUUACUGGUUUCUUUCUUGCUGCCAUCCCUUGGUAUGUUGCUGCAUUUAUCCUGCUUGCCACCAGAACAGUUGAUAAUCGAGAGAAACCAGGAUAUGUUUUAUGCACCAUUGCUGCUGUUCUCGCUACAAUUGCUAUCGUAUUUGGUUUAACAAAGAUUUAAUCAGCAAGUGGUGAUCAAUCUGUGUGGAAUACUCAUAUGUGUGCCCGCUAGGUGGCUUGAUUAAUGCGCAUUUAUUCAGAAGAUGUCUGUACAAAAAUUGCCUGUUUUAGAUAUAUGCUUCCUAUAUUUGAUGAAACCAUCCAAAACUCAUAUUGUUUGUGUAAGAUUUGCUUAUGAGAGUGACUGCUUUAAACAUGGGAAUAGUAUGCAUUUGUCCUGGGAGAAAUCAAGUAACA